Solanum tuberosum (potato) is the source of this 1053-nucleotide messenger RNA. RefSeq lists its product as uncharacterized. The record is from RefSeq and is a predicted model, not a curated record. Lineage: Eukaryota; Viridiplantae; Streptophyta; Magnoliopsida; Solanales; Solanaceae. The transcript has 3 exons. The coding region runs from base 1 to 1053 and encodes 350 amino acids.
AUGGAGGAGAUGCUGAAAAAUAUUAUGGCUGAUCAAGCCCAGUUAGCUGCUGAUGCAAGAAACAACCAGUUAGCUAUACAAAAUUUGGAGAAACAAUUCGGGGUAUACCCAGGUAUGCUAAAUGUGAAGGAGGUUGUUGUGAACAAAAGGAGGCUUACUGAAUAUGAGACUGUUGCACUUACUAAAGAGUGCAGCUCCAGAAUCCAAAAUAAGUUGCCCACUAAACUGAAAGAUUCGGGAGCUAGUAUCAAUUUGAUGCCAACUUCGUUGUACAAAAAACUGGGAUUGGGUAGUCCUAAACCUACUACCAUCAUCUUAGAGUUGGCUGAUAGAUCUGUUGCUAGGCCUGAGGGUGUUGUAGAGGAUGUGUUAGUGCAAGUGGGAUCGUUGAUAUUCCCAGUAGACUUUGUUGUGCUGAAUUUUGAGCCAGAUCAUGAGGUCCCUUUCAUCUUAGGAAGACCUUUCUUGGCUACUGGAUGGGCUAUGAUAGAUGUAGCAGCUGCGCAACUCACUAUGCGGUCACAUGAUAAAGUGGAGGUGUUCGACGUGUACAAGGCAUUAAAGCUACCAGUUGUUUAUGAGGAGUUGUCUUCCAUAACUGCGAUACAUCUUGAGGCAGAGGCUCGAUACAUUGCAUCUAAGGACCCUUUAGAGCGAGUGCUAGGAGGGGCUGAAAUCUAUGGGGAUGCUGAGGCACAAGAAAUGGUGCAAUUUCUUGAUGUGGCACUUGUAGGUACAUUCAGAGAUCUUUGGGAACCUUUAAAUAGAGUGUUGGGUCCUCCACCCAAACCCUUCAUUCAAGUAGCAUCCCAGUUGGAGUUAAAAGCAUUGCCAGCACACCUCAUGUAUGCAUUUUUGGGUGAAAAUAAAACUUUACUGGUUAUUUUGUUUGCAACAUUGUCUGAUGCACAGGUGGAAGCAACAUUAAUCAUCUUGAAGAAGAGAAAAAUAGCUUUGGGUUGGAAAAUGUCUGACAUCCAUGGAAUUAGUCCCGCAUUGUGCAUGCAUAAAAUCUAUAUGGAGGAAGGACAUAAGUCGAGUGCACAACAUUAG